Molecule: messenger RNA, 1571 nt
Organism: Harpegnathos saltator (Jerdon's jumping ant)
Lineage: Eukaryota; Metazoa; Arthropoda; Insecta; Hymenoptera; Formicidae
Gene: kappaB-Ras
Product: NFKB inhibitor interacting Ras like 1
Exons: 2
Coding region: 313-918 (201 amino acids)
Biological process (GO): negative regulation of canonical NF-kappaB signal transduction; Ral protein signal transduction
Molecular function (GO): GTPase activating protein binding; GTP binding; GTPase activity
Source: RefSeq, a predicted model, not a curated record
AUGGCUAUCGCAGUAUUUCCUAGCCAACUUUCACCGUGCGGCAAGCGUGUCGCAUUCUGUGCAACCAGCAUUAUAGAAAGUGUGUGUGUGUGUGUGUGUGUGUGAGAGAUGGCGUUUAGUAUUUAACAUGACUAUUAUGAACGGCUGGAGCCACAUUGAGAGGAAGAGAGAAAGAAAGUGAAGAGAUCCAACUCCACAUGACCAGAAAUGUAACAGUCAAGUCAGAGAGAACGACAUAAAAAAGUGUUUCACAGUUUUCUUAUGUCAUUACGCGAAAGUGUCGAUACCCUGUGAAGAAAUUAGAUCCCAGGUAUGGGGAAGACCACGAGGGUAGUCGUUUGCGGGAUGAAAGGAGUCGGGAAGACCUCCUUGUUGGAGCAACUUAUAUACGGGAACAUUGAUGCCAAAACUGAAAUUCAUCCAACGAUAGAGGACAUUUAUGUCGCUAACAUUGAGACUGAUCGUGGAACAAGGGAAAAAGUCAGGUUUUAUGACACAGCUGGACUGGAAUCUCUACAGAGUAAUGCAAAUAAUCAGCAACUUCCACGACACUAUUUGGGUUUCGCAGAUGGCUAUGUUUUAGUAUAUGACACUAGCAAACCCGAAUCUCUAGAUGUACUUUUUCCAUUGAAGAAGGAUAUCGAUAAGAAUAAGGAUAAGAAAGAAAUAACUGUGAUAGUUGUUGGUAAUCGGACAAAAACCGAUGCUGCAUUGAAUAAUUUGGAGAAUACAGCGAGCAAAGCUACCAACUGGUGUACCAGAGAAAAAGUUAAACAUUACGAAGUAAAUGUUAUGGAUAGAACUAGUUUGUACGAGGCGUUUAUGCAUUUGUCGUCUAAGCUAAAUCCACCAACCAAUAAAAGUACAUUUCCGCAAUUGAGCAUGGGCAGGAAAACUGUCAAGGCAGAAGCACAAUGAUGACUGUUCCCAAAGAUUCGGCGGAAUCAUGUGAAAGCUGCGGUAGUCAUAACAUAAAGUUGUUUAUAUAUAAAUCUUGUACUCAGGUAUAAUUUAUUUAAUAAUCGGUCGAAUGCACGGGUUUGUGCAUCAACGGAGACAUGCUACAAGAUCUCAACAGCUAUGUAUAUGCGGGCAGUAUGUACUUCUUUAUUUAUUCUGAAUAUAUGUGUGAUACUAGGCCUGAUACAAAAUAAAUUAUAGCGCUAGGUAUUGUGUACUUAAGAUAUCACAAACUUUUUAAUUUAGCAUUAUUGAAUCGUAGACGAAGUUCAAAUGUAAGUAUUUCAAUAUUUUACAGUGAGAUUACAGUGUUAUAUCGUCGCUUGAAGGCCUCAUUUUGUAGUGAUAUCGAAUUUUGAUCAUUAAUUAAUUAAUAUAAAACUGUCAAAUCUUCCUAAAGCAUUGUCUGUACUUAUAUUGCCUUGUAGAAAACUGAGGAGUUUGGAUUAAAUUUGCGUGCAGAAUUGUAUGUGUAAUUAUUACAAGGAGAACGUUGCUUAUUGCUACAAUAUGCAUAGUACUUGGUAUAAUUAUAAUUGUGACUAUAUAACUGACUAUAUAAAUGACGAAUAAUUUAUCUUGCAGAAAUAUAGAAUAAAUAUUAAUAAAUA